AUGCCAGCCGUCAACAUUGCCGUCAUCGGAGCAGGUGUCGUGGGUUCAGAACUCAUCAAUCAAUUGUCUCACCUCAAAAGCUACAUCAACUACAAUGUGGUUUUGUUAGCAGAGUCAGGCCAUGCCCUUAGAAGCGAUGAUUUCUCACCAUUGGACCUCAGCUCGUGGGCCAAGAACUUGAAAGCAUCAACUGUGCCAGGAAUGAGCACCACGGAGAUCGCCGACUUCCUCAAGAAGUCGCCUUUACCAACUAUUGUCGUUGACAACACUUCAAACCAGGCAAUUGCCAAUUCGUACCCAAUGUUUAUCAAGCAGGGCACAUCUGUGGCCACACCCAACAAAAAAGCAUUCUCGAGCAACAUCAAGCUCUGGAAUGAGAUCUUUGACUAUGCCGGAAAGCCAGGCUACGGUUUGUGCUACCAUGAAUCGUCCGUUGGUGCAGGUUUGCCAUUAAUCACUCCCCUUAAGGAGAUGCUCGAGACAGGAGAUGAGGUUAUCAAGAUUGAGGGUAUCUUCUCGGGCACACUCUCGUACAUUUUCAACGAGUUCUCGACCGUCAAGCCUUCGGAUGUCAAGUUUUCGCAGGUGGUGAAGGUUGCAAAGCAGAAAGGUUACACAGAGCCGGAUCCAAGAGAUGACUUGAACGGUUUGGAUGUUGCCAGAAAAGUGACCAUCUUGGCCCGGAUCUCCGGUUUGCCUGUGGAGUCACCUGCCGCCUUCCCGGUGCAGUCUCUCAUUCCAAAGGAGUUGGAGUCUGUUUCGUCCGGAGACGAGUUUUUGGACAAGUUGCCUCAGUUUGAUGACAGAAUGGAUGCUCUCAGACAGGAAGCUGCCAAGGAGGGCAAAGUUUUGCGUUUCAUCGGUACUGUUGAUGUGCCAAACAAGCAGACAUCCGUGAAAAUCCUUAAGUAUGAUGCCUCGCAUCCAUUUGCUUCCCUAAAGGGCUCGGACAACGUGAUUUCGAUAAAAACCAAGAGAUAUCCAAACCCGUUAAUUAUUCAGGGUGCCGGAGCAGGUGCUGCAGUUACGGCAAUGGGUGUUUUGAGUGAUGUCAUCAAGAUUGCACAGAGGGUUGCAAGGGAUUAA
This is a messenger RNA of Brettanomyces bruxellensis, 1086 nucleotides long. RefSeq names its product Homoserine dehydrogenase (gene HOM6). Gene Ontology annotation, biological process: L-homoserine biosynthetic process; aspartate family amino acid biosynthetic process. The record is from RefSeq and is a predicted model, not a curated record. The transcript has a single exon. Bases 1 to 1086 code for a protein of 361 amino acids. Gene Ontology annotation, molecular function: aspartate kinase activity; NADP binding; homoserine dehydrogenase activity. NCBI's taxonomy places the organism in Eukaryota, Fungi, Ascomycota, Pichiomycetes, Pichiales, Pichiaceae.